AUGACUCACUACUACACUGUACGGAACGAGGAGCAUUCUGCAAGGGAAGUGGGCGGUUUCGACAUCUGGGCCCAGGUAAUGACCUUCAUCUUCAACGACGGACGCCGGGCACCGGGCAUGUGCGCACCCCAGAACUGCCCCUGGGUCCCGGCGUCGCCCUGGUCACAAUCCCGAAGCCAGCUCGAGGCCUGGAGGGCAGGCCAGCAUCGGAAGCUCCAUUACCCCAGCAACUCGGUGGCCGUCCACAUGACGCUCGGCUUCGGCGAGACGUUCGUCUACCUCAAUCUCCUGUACUACGUGAGCACCCUCAUGCUUCACCGCGAGUACUUCCCCUUCCUGCCGACCCCGGAGUCGGAGCCACGGGGUCCAGUCGACCAGCCCAUGCUGGGGGCGCCCGCCCCCGAGGGCUGGUGGGACGACAGCUCCCGACUCCUCUUCGGCGCGGCAGAGCACAUCGCCGCCAUUCUACACGAGGCCUCCGAGUGUGGCGUGCAUCUCAUGACGCCCUUUGCCGGGUUCUGCGCAUUCUCAGCCGGCUACCUCAACCUCUACGUGGCGAAAUACCCCCGAAUGAACCUGGGCCGCAGCCCGCGAGCAAGCGACUGUCUCAAAAUGUGUCUCGACUACCUGGAAAAGUUUCGACUUGUCUGGAAAAUCGCCGACGGAUGGGGCGGCACGCGCAAGAUCAAAACGAUACACCAUGCAUCCGUGCUCUACGAGCGAGCAACCGAGGACCGGACACGAUACCAGGGGCGCACACGAGCAGACUUUGAUACUCUACACCAGUCUGUCCACGAGUUCCGUGUCGUGGAUAGAUCCGACGCGCAUACUCGGGAGAUUCGGGGCGCGGAGCGGCCCUCGGCGCAGGCGACUUGGCCGGUUCAAGGGCACGAGCACGAGCACGAGCACGAGCACGAGCUCGACACUAAUACCUUGUUGAACCAGCUUUUCGCGGAAGUCAGCAAUAACCUCGACGAGCAGGGGGCCUGGUCUCAAUGGUGGCCGGCGAUUGAUCAGGUGGAUCUUUAA
This is a messenger RNA of Metarhizium album ARSEF 1941, 1029 nucleotides long. RefSeq lists its product as uncharacterized. The coding region runs from base 1 to 1029 and encodes 342 amino acids. The record is from RefSeq and is a predicted model, not a curated record. NCBI's taxonomy places the organism in Eukaryota, Fungi, Ascomycota, Sordariomycetes, Hypocreales, Clavicipitaceae. The transcript is spliced from 3 exons. Gene Ontology annotation, cellular component: nucleus.